AUGUCUUCAUCGCCUUUCAUUGUGACGGAGCACACCGUCGAUACCCAAUAUAUACGCGAAUAUCCUCGAGCUACGACGACUCAAGACGCUCCACUAAAGCUGAUUGUCAAGAAAUAUACCCCAGUUGAUAAUCUCGAUCCCCAACCUGGGGACGUGACACUUGUUGGAUUCCACGGGGCUGGAAUACCCAAGGAGCUAUAUGAACCAUUAUGGGAGGAAAUACUAGCCAGAUGCAAGCGCGACAAAAUUGGGGUCCGCGCCAUCUGGUUCGCCGAUGCUGCCAAUAAAGGGGCCAGUGGGAUCUAUAACGAGAAAUACCUAGGAAAUGAUCCCGGCUGGAUGGAUCAUAGCCGUGACAUGCUGCUCAUGAUCAACCACUUUCGCAAAGAGAUGCCGCAGCCCAUAAUGGGUGUCGGGCAUAGCCUUGGGACUACACAAUUAAUAUUCCUGUCCAUGUUGCAUCCGCGCCUUUUUACUGGUCUCAUCAUCAUCGAGCCAUUUUUCGCCCCCAAUAUGGACAAGAACGACUCCCCGCUUCUCGUCUUGUUGGCUCUAAGUAAAAAGGAUGUCUGGCCAUCACGUCAAGUGGCUGCGGAGAAGGCUCGCAAGGUCUUUCCUCACUGGGACCCGCGCGUCUUUAGUCGCUGGGUUCAAUACGGUUAUCGUGAUCUUCCAACUCUUCUCUACCCGGAGACAGAAAAUGGAACCUCGGGUACCGCAGUGACUUUGUCGACGACUAAACACCAGGAAGUUCUCAUGUACACGCGGCCCAAUCUUGAUCGGCACCAAGAGCUUGGUUUGCCUCAAACAGGUGAGGACGAUGAGCGUCCCCCGCCCCAUGAUCCUCUGUUCUUCCCGGACAUCCUGGGUAAAUUGCCCAAGGGGUAUCAAUUCUAUCGAUAUGAGUCCAUUUUAGCGUGGAGAAUGCUGCCACAUCUGAGACCAAGUGUUCUCUAUAUUGGAGGGUCCAAGGGCACCAUGGAGAAGUCAGGAACGUUGCUUAGAGGGGCAAAGCGGACAGGUACACGGUGGGGAGGAAGUGGUGGUAUGGAAUAUGAUCGGGUAAAGCACAUUACGGUAGAAAACGCGGGGCACGAUGUACCCUUGCAAAAAAUUACCGAGACUGCUGACGCGAUGGCUUUGUGGAUCGCACAAGAAGUGGAGAGGUGGAGGGACAACGAGAGGCGAAUUGCUGCUGGAUGGGAUGGGCUUUCUGCCAGGGAGAAGGCGGUUUUUCCAGAUGAGUGGAAGGACGCGCUCAAAGCGACGCCUAUGGGUCCGUGGGCCAAAAAAAUCUUGUCCAAGCUGUAG
Messenger RNA from Penicillium pulvis, 1311 nucleotides. Its product is annotated as toxin biosynthesis protein. The coding region runs from base 1 to 1311 and encodes 436 amino acids. The transcript has 4 exons. The record is from RefSeq and is a predicted model, not a curated record. NCBI's taxonomy places the organism in Eukaryota, Fungi, Ascomycota, Eurotiomycetes, Eurotiales, Aspergillaceae.